Molecule: messenger RNA, 534 nt
Organism: Schistosoma haematobium
Lineage: Eukaryota; Metazoa; Platyhelminthes; Trematoda; Strigeidida; Schistosomatidae
Gene: SPTBN2
Product: Spectrin beta chain, non-erythrocytic 2
Exons: 3
Coding region: 1-534 (177 amino acids)
Biological process (GO): actin cytoskeleton organization
Cellular component (GO): cortical actin cytoskeleton; plasma membrane; cell projection
Molecular function (GO): actin filament binding
Source: RefSeq, a predicted model, not a curated record
AUGAGCCUGAACCUAUAUGAAGCAUCACGGAUUAAAAAUCGUGCAGAUGAACGUGAUCAUAUACAAAAAUGUUUGUUUACCAACUGGAUUAAUGCUCAAUUAGAUGGAGUGUUUUCAUCGGAAUUUCUCACUUAUCUAUCUUAUCCAAAUGAUCUACAUAAUAGUUGGGCAUAUCAUAAUAGUUCAAUGAAUAGAUUACCACAUUCACCAUCAUGGGAAGUAUCACCAUCUACACAUAGAUCCUAUGCUAUUGGACAUACUUAUUUAGUGAAAGAAUUAUAUCAUGAUUUACGUGAUGGAAGAAUUUUACUUCGUUUAUUAGAAUUACUUUCAGGAAGACAAUUUACAAGAAUCAAUCAUAGCAGAAUGCGAAUUCAUCAAUUGGAGAACAUCAAUAAAGCACUUGAUUUUCUUUAUGAAGAAGGAGCACAUCUUGAAAAUGUCGGUGCACAAGAUAUUGUCGAUGGUAACCCAAGAAUUACAUUAGGUCUAAUAUGGACAAUUAUAUUACAUUACCAGGCAAGUCAAUUUUGA